This is a messenger RNA of Mustela lutreola (European mink), 4004 nucleotides long. RefSeq names its product pancreatic triacylglycerol lipase. Gene Ontology annotation, molecular function: triacylglycerol lipase activity; protein binding. Lineage: Eukaryota; Metazoa; Chordata; Mammalia; Carnivora; Mustelidae. The record is from RefSeq and is a predicted model, not a curated record. Bases 2557 to 3954 code for a protein of 465 amino acids. The transcript has 13 exons. Gene Ontology annotation, biological process: lipid metabolic process.
GUUAAUGCUAGUUGUUAUAACUGAAAUAUCAGUGGCUUAAAACAAUGGGAACUUAUUUUUUGCUCAUGUAGAUUUUAAAAUGGAUGUUUGUGGUUCAUGGGUGGCUUUCCUCUAAGCAGGAAAACCAAACUCCUUCCAUCCUGUGGCUCACCAGAUUUCACACUUGGCCUUCAAGUUCACUGUCUUUGUGUACUUCAAGCCAUGGAAGGUAAAAGCGCAUAGAGGAUCCUGUGUGGGUUUAUGUGAACAGGACUGAAACUGGGGCAUAUCUGUGCACUCGCGUCUCAUUGUCCAGAAGUUGAUUCUGUGCCCCAUCUUCCUGCAAAGGAGAUAGGGUAAUAGAGCCUAAUGCUGUCCUCUGUAGGAAGAGGCCAGCAAUCUCUGCCACAUACUCCAGACGUUUCUAGAUCACUGUAAUUUCAAGGAAGCAAUAUGGCUUAUAAAAUUUUACAACCCAGUUCAAGAGUUGAGCCAGAUUGAAUUUAAGGGAAGAGCUGGCAUGAAAGGCCACUGAUUAUAUACAGUUCCCUUCUUAACUUGUAUAACAGUUUGGGAAAUUAAAUCUUCCCCAAACAUUCUAAAAUUUCAAUCUAUUUCAGUUUUUAAAAAUAAUUCCCCUAUGAACUCUAUCUAGUCUCACUUUCAGAAUUUGGUGACUGUUAUUCCUAAAUCUAUAGCCUAUAUUGAAUAAAGAUGACCCAAAUUAUGGAUUAUGUUUUGUACUGUCUAAAAUUUCCCACCUGAAAAUUUGGUGUGAGUUUGGUAAUUCACCAAGAAUGUAGUUUACUUCAGAGUGAAAUCCAGAGUUUGGCUCACACACUCUCUCUCUCUCUUUUUUUUUUUUUCAUUUGUUUACUUGCUUGUUCUGAGUUAAAAGAGGUUCAGAAAAUUAUAGGGGUGCAUGGGUGGUUCAGUCAUUGAGUGUCUGCCUUUGGCUUAGGUUGGGAUCCUGAGGUCCUGGGAUCGAGCCCCAUGUCAGGCUCCUGCUCAGCAGGGAGUCUUGCUUCUCCUUCUCCCUCUGUCUGCCACUCCCCCUGCUUGUGCACUCUCUCUCUCUGGGUCUGUCAAAUAAAUAAAUAAAAUCUUGAAAAAAGAAGAAAAUUAUAAUUUACUAAGAGACUGUGUAGAUAAUUGUUUUGGAGAAAUUAUGCAAACUAAAUUGCUUUUUGUAUCCGUUUCCUCACUUGUUCACUCAUCCCACCGACAUGUGUUAAGGGCCUGCUAUGAUCGCCUCUCGGCCUUUCGGCUAAGAUCAAGUAUAAGGGCCUGCGAUGUAUCAGGUGGGCUUCACGCUGAGGGACAACAAGGCCCAGAGAAUUCCAUUCUUCUCAAAGUUUUUGGCCCACAACUGAUCAUGAUGGGUGUUCAAAAGAGAGGUGUAUUCCGGGGAGAGAGGGAAACCAGCUUAAUCAGGGUUAGACAAGAGUCCCUAAGGAAGAGAUAAAAAAUGCUAAGACAAGAAGGACUCCAUGGGGAUUGACUUGACUCCCAUCCAUGGAAUCCCUUCCUGGUGUCUUCUGUUCUGAUUUUUCUGUCCUUCUGCCUUGCCCAACUUUCUUGAACUUUCUCCUUAUACACAAAUAAUUUCAUUGGUUUUUUUCCUGUACCUAUAAACUUUGUCAGGGAACUGAAUUAUUCCUUGACCAUUUUUUACCUGAAAAUAUGGCAAUUUCAUAGGAUUCAACUUACAUCUAUGACAGUAUCAAGCUGAAUGUCUCCAAUCUCUUAAAAUUAUGGUAUCCCAUUACAGUAGUUUAAAAAUUUAUUUUAAGCAAUCUAUCACCAACUGAAAACAUUUCAGUUCUCCUCUAUCAAAUACUCUGAAAUCAGAGUUCAGAGUAUUUUCCCCAGACCAUUUUUUUCCAAGUUGAAUUUUAUUUUUCUCUCCUAUUCUUAAUCUUAUUUGAUGGUGAGGUCACCAUUUCCACCUCUUUGCUCUUGGAAGGACCCCCAACUCCUUUUGUCAGUUCAUUUAUUCUUUUCUCCAUGUUAUUAUCGAGAAAUAAGCUAGUUCUGUAGGCUAUCAAACUAAAAUAACAACAACUUUCCUAAAAGGAAUGAGCCCUCUUGAAGAAUGGCUUCUAAUUUCAUGCUUUUGAGGGUAAGGCAAGGUUAUGCGAAAACUGCUGAAGCUGGUAAGCUUUUAGUAUUUGUUUUCAAGACGGUUGUUAUCAAAUCUGUGAAAACAAUUUAGUUUCACACAGAUCCAUACAGCAGCACAGAGAAUUGUAAACGUAAAAUUUAAAAAAAGGUGGUGGGGGAGCGCAGACUAGAAUGAAAUUAUCACUACAAUGAAAUUAUGGUGAUUCUGAGCAUUAUGUAAGCUCAUUGGAAGAGAACAGUCUGUAUGAACCCUUUUCCCAACUUCCCACAAGGAAACUUGACCUACUCUAUCAAUCUUGGUUUAUUUAUGAUUAAAAUUAUAAAUGCACACUUGGAACGUCCUCCGUUUUCAUGCCACUUUUCCAUGGAACUUCUCAAACAGAUAAGGUUUGCUUAUAAAAGAACCCACAAGGCGCUAUCUGGUUGUGUGUGGAACCUGACGGAACUGCCACGAUGCUGCUAAUCUGGACGCUAUCACUGCUGCUGGGAGCAGUAGUAGGAAAAGAAGUCUGCUUCCCAAGACUUGGCUGCUUUAGUGAUGACGCCCCAUGGGCAGGAAUUGUGGAAAGACCCCUCAAAAUACUGCCUUGGGCUCCAAAAGAUGUCAAUACUCGCUUCCUCCUGUAUACUAAUGAGAACCCGAAUAACUUUCAAGAACUUGCUGCAGAUCCAUCAACUAUCACAAACUCCAACUUCAAAACAGAUAGAAAAACCCGCUUUAUUAUUCAUGGAUUCAUAGACAAGGGAGAAGAAAACUGGUUGUCCAAUCUAUGCAAGAACCUGUUCAAAGUGGAAAGUGUGAACUGCAUCUGUAUAGACUGGAAAAGUGGCUCCCGCACUGGUUACACGCAGGCGUCCCAGAACAUCCGGAUUGUGGGGGCAGAAGUGGCUUAUUUUGUUGAAGUUCUUCAGUCAGCGUUUGGGUACUCACCUUCCAAUGUCCACAUCAUUGGCCACAGCCUUGGCUCGCACGCAGCUGGAGAGGCGGGAAGGAGGACCAACGGGACUGUUGGGCGAAUCACAGGGUUGGACCCAGCUGAACCUUGCUUUGAGGGCACGCCUGAACUAGUCCGACUAGACCCCAGUGAUGCCCAGUUUGUGGAUGUAAUUCACACAGAUGGUGCCCCUAUAAUCCCCAACAUGGGUUUUGGAAUGAGUCAAACUGCAGGCCACCUAGAUUUCUUUCCAAAUGGAGGAAAAGACAUGCCCGGAUGUCAGAAAAACAUUCUCUCUCAGAUUGUUGACAUAGAUGGGAUCUGGGAAGGAACUCGUGACUUUGUGGCCUGUAAUCACUUAAGAAGCUAUAAAUAUUACUCUGAUAGCAUCCUCAACCCUGAUGGCUUUGCUGGAUUCCCUUGUGCCUCUUACAGCGUUUUCACUGCAAACAAGUGCUUCCCCUGCCCAAGCGGAGGCUGCCCACAGAUGGGUCAUUACGCUGACAGAUUUCCUGGAAAAACAAACGGAGUGAACCAGAUAUUUUAUCUAAACACUGGUGAUGCCAUUAGUUUUGCUCGAUGGAGGUAUAAGGUGGCUGUGACAUUGUCUGGGAAGAAGGUUACGGGACACGUGCUAGUUUCUUUGUUUGGAAAUAAAGGAAAUUCUAAACAGUAUGAAAUUUUCAAGGGUACUCUCGAGCCAGACAGCACUCACUCCAAUGAAUUUGACUCUGAUGUGGACGUUGGAGAUUUGCAGAAGGUUAAAUUUGUUUGGUACAACAGGGUGAUCAACCCAACUCGACCCAGAGUGGGAGCAUCCAAGAUCAUGGUGGAAAGAAACGAUGGAAAAGUGUUCAACUUCUGUAGUCAAGAAACCGUGAGGGAAGAUAUUCUGCUCACUCUUACCCCGUGUUAAGAUACACUGAGUCGUGUAUCUUACUGUUAAUAAAAUCUAUUGGUGAAGCA